CUGCUCGUCAGUCUUCACUGCGCCUUGCACCGACAGCAGCUGAGAGCCGAACUCUGGGACUGGGUCUGGAACUGGGAGUGGGAGUGGGACUGGGAGUGGGAGUGGGACUGUUGUUCUGACUUUAUUUUGUUCCUUUACUGUUGUUCUCCCUGAAGCAGCUUUCCUGUGUAGCUCGUUGUCCCUGUUGUAUUUAUCAAUGUCUCACCCCGUCGUGAAUUCAGACGUGAAAAGCGCCUCGGACAACAGUCCGGAGACUGACACCAGGAACGAAGCGCAACAAGCGCCUCCGCCAAACAACUACCUGCUUCUCACCAUCUUUACAUGCUUCUGUCCGGCCUACCCCGUCAACAUAGUGGCGUUGAUUUUCUCUGUAAUGUCCAUAAGCAGUUAUAACCAAGGAGACCGGGAGGGUGCGGAACGGCUGGGUCGGAAUGCCAAGUGGGUUGCCAUCGCGUCGGUGAUUAUCGGACUCCUAGUCACUGCCAUCUAUUGCACGGUUCACUUCACAACGCUGCUCAGUUAGGAAGCUGGAGGCUGUCCUCAGGCAGACACACAGCUUGUUCAGAAGCCAGCCCUGGGGCCCAUGUGAGAGCAUCGCUCUGUCUUGUUUUCUACCUGUUGAGCAGCUGUGAGUCUGAGGAAGUCUGGAGAGACCGGAGUCAUUCUUGUGCCCAGACACAGCCAGCAACAUGAACAAUCGCUCCUCCAAGAUCUGAACGCCAGAGGAUCCCCCUACUGAAGGACAUCUUUCUCACAAGGCGAUUGUAUUUCUGUUUUUUAUUUCUUUUAUUUUUUAAAGGAUUUACCUGAAGACAGAGUGACUACGGACAAGGCAGCAAUGGCCAGGGAUUCUUUCUUUUAUUU
Messenger RNA from Polyodon spathula (Mississippi paddlefish), 864 nucleotides. RefSeq names its product transmembrane protein 233-like. Lineage: Eukaryota; Metazoa; Chordata; Actinopteri; Acipenseriformes; Polyodontidae. The record is from RefSeq and is a predicted model, not a curated record. The coding region runs from base 197 to 523 and encodes 108 amino acids. The transcript is spliced from 3 exons. Gene Ontology annotation, cellular component: membrane.